UUCUGAUUGAAUCGGUCCAGUUUGUAUUAGUUGGACGAGCAAGCAAGGGGGAGCAGGAAGAAACGAGGGAGGGGGUUACCCUUUCAAUAAACUGUGUGGAGAUACCGGCCGGGCGUUGCUCUGUUUUCAGAUGCGGAGUGAUUUGAGAGAAAGCAGGGCGCGCCAAAUCGUGACGUCUUAUUGUCUGAGAUGUCUGGAUCUUCCCAGGCUGCCUGUACGAGGAUGCAUCGGAUGAGAAGUGCGCAGGGAUGCCUCCGUUGAACAUGCACAAACAGGGCGUCUGUUACCAUGUUGCUAUGAUGAAGGCUCCUUCCUUUUUGUUGUGAUCCGCGAACCGCUCUGUGGACACAAAACGCUCCUUUCGUCCGUUCCCAUGAAGAGCAUUGCGCACUGCAGUGGAAAAAGGAUAUCGUGUUGUGGAUUUUGAAUUGGCUGGUGAGUGUUAUACCUAAUGAGCUUCUACUCAUCUGGGUAUCAAUCCCCCCAGUAUAAGCUGUGUGCAUCCUGCAGAGCGUGUUGCUACACGUUCAAUGUGAGCAGCUUUGUCCAGUGGUGAGAGCCACUCUCCAAAGGGAACAGAUGAGAGGCAAACAAUACCAUCCACCACUGAAGUUGACUGCGCCUUGGGAGAAGGAUGCUGGCUUUGGGAGAAAGCUUAAAACCUACAGGAAUCAUACCAAGAUAAUAGCACAGCCUGGGCUCGUGAUGAAAGUCCUCCGCAGGAAGAGGAUUGUGUUAUUCAUGGCCUACUUCUUACUGCUGGUCCUCACGAUGCUUAACUUGGCUAAUUAUAAAUGGACUAAGGAGCCUCAGCAGUGUAACCAUCAGAUGAGAAGCACCACUUAUCAGGGCAGAUCUGACAUUCGCUUCCUGUACAGGCCCUCUCUGGCUAAAAAGAGGCAGCUCAUCUACGUGCUGACCACCUGGAGGUCGGGGUCCUCCUUUUUCGGGGAGCUUUUUAACCAAAAUCCAGAAGUGUUCUUCUUGUACGAGCCCAUGUGGCACAUCUGGCAGAAACUGUACCCUGGCGACGCGGUGUCUUUACAGGGAGCAGCCAGGGACAUGCUGAGCUCCUUGUACCGCUGCGACCUGUCUGUUUUCCAACUUUACAACAGCCCCGGGGGCAAGAAUUUUACCUCCCUGGGACUGUUUGGGGCCACCCUCAAUAAAGUGGUGUGCUCCUACCCCCUCUGCUCAGCCUACAGGAAGGAGGUGGUGGGGAUGGUGGACGAUAAGUUGUGUAAAAAGUGCCCCCCUCAAAGCCUUAGACUGUUGGAGGAGGAGUGCCUCAAAUAUAGCACUAUAGUCAUUAAAGGGGUACGCAUUUUGGACGUUAACGUGCUGGCCCCCCUCAUGGAGGACCCAUCGCUGGAUUUGAAGGUGAUACACCUGGUCAGAGACCCGCGGGCCGUGGCUAACUCCAGGAUCAAAUCCAGACACGGCCUGAUAAGGGAGAAUUUACAGGUGGUGCGCAGCAGGGAUCCUAAACUUCGCCGGAUCCCUUUCGUGGAUCCCGGUCACAAAGCCAACAAGAAGGACGGCGCGGACUACCACUCCAUCGGAGCCAUGGAGGUGAUCUGCGACCGCACCUCCAGGACUUUGAGGACUGCCUUAAACCCGCCCAGCUGGCUGAAGGGGAAAUACAUGGCGGUGAGGUACGAGGACCUGGUGGAGAACCCCGUAAAGACCCUGAAGAACAUCUACCACUUCGCCAACCUCACCGCCAACCACGACAUCGAGACGUUUGCUCUGAACAUGACCAGCGGCUCCAGCUCCUCUUCCAAGCCCUUCAUCGUCUCGUCCAGGAACGCCACACAAGCUGCUAGUGCAUGGAGAACAGUGCUGAGCAUUCAACAGAUUAAACAAGUGGAGGACUACUGCCACCACGCCAUGUCUGUUCUGGGCUACGAGAGAGUCAGAACAGCCGGGGAGGCCAAGGACUUGAGCAAACCACUACUGACACACUCCAAACUGUGAAAUCGCCACCAAAGACCUUUUUAAUUUAAUGUUGCAUCGAGUGCCGUUUCUUCUUCUUAUCGUGGAAUUAAAAAGCUUUACUUUGAAUCACUGUUUGAGGAGCUCCACUGGCCUCGCUGGGAAUGUAUCAUGUUUCUCUCCGUUGACUCGCAGUGGUGUUUGAAGGGACCACUUUCUUUUAUACUGGAAUAUUGGAUGUGUUUGACAAUGCAAAGGCCUUUUGAUAAAGGAUUUAAAUAGUGAAGCUGCAAGGAAAAGGAAAAAAAGAACAACUGUAUACUUCAUGUAUCUUGUUAUGAUGACAUUUCGAAGUGGGGUUAUUUUUUGAAUGUUCCAAACCUUACAAAAAAAACGGUUUUUUUCAGUCUCCAUACCGUCUGUAAAAGUGAAAAUAGUUGAUGAAAGAACAAAAAAACAAAACUGAGAAAAAGCCCAUUGCUGAUGUCUGUUUGUAAGACCUGGUUUAAGUCAGAGACAAUCAAUUGGUUUGUUGAUG
Molecule: messenger RNA, 2473 nt
Organism: Notothenia coriiceps (black rockcod)
Lineage: Eukaryota; Metazoa; Chordata; Actinopteri; Perciformes; Nototheniidae
Product: carbohydrate sulfotransferase 2
Exons: 1
Coding region: 580-1977 (465 amino acids)
Biological process (GO): carbohydrate metabolic process; sulfur compound metabolic process; N-acetylglucosamine metabolic process
Cellular component (GO): Golgi membrane
Molecular function (GO): N-acetylglucosamine 6-O-sulfotransferase activity
Source: RefSeq, a predicted model, not a curated record